UCUAAAAAAAUCACGUUUUCUUAUAAAUAGAAUCGUUAUGAAGUUAAUAAUUGAGAUAAUACGAUUAUUUGUAAGAAAGCCGUCUUCUGGCGAAACUUUAAGGGCUUGGAUUUUAUCAGCUCUAAUGGUACAUGGAGCAGUGGCUGGGAACCCAGAUGCAAAACGAUUAUAUGACGACCUUUUAAGCAACUAUAAUAAAUUGGUUCGCCCAGUUGUUAAUACUACUGAUGUUCUUAAAGUUUGCAUAAAAUUAAAACUGUCGCAGCUUAUCGAUGUGAACCUUAAAAAUCAAAUCAUGACGACCAAUCUUUGGGUGGAACAGUCUUGGUAUGAUUACAAGCUUCGGUGGGAACCAAAAGAAUAUGGUGGAGUUCAUAUGCUACACGUUCCAUCCGAUCAUAUAUGGAGACCGGAUAUUGUUCUUUAUAAUAAGUAA
Molecule: messenger RNA, 436 nt
Organism: Drosophila serrata
Lineage: Eukaryota; Metazoa; Arthropoda; Insecta; Diptera; Drosophilidae
Product: acetylcholine receptor subunit alpha-like
Source: RefSeq, a predicted model, not a curated record